Molecule: messenger RNA, 174 nt
Organism: Brugia malayi
Lineage: Eukaryota; Metazoa; Nematoda; Chromadorea; Rhabditida; Onchocercidae
Gene: Bm974
Exons: 3
Coding region: 1-174 (57 amino acids)
Source: RefSeq, a predicted model, not a curated record
AUGGUGUCAACACCAUGCAUAUACUAUCCGUUGCAACGUGAAGAUGUUAAUUUAAAAUUAAAGAAUUUCUCGAAAUUUUUUACUAUGGAAGUAUUGGCGAUUUGCUCUCUUGCAGGUGCUCUGAAUGUGAAAAUUUAUUUCACUCGGAAUUUGUGGAUUGAUUUAACGUCCUAG